Messenger RNA from Gopherus evgoodei (Goodes thornscrub tortoise), 2307 nucleotides. Its product is annotated as protein CLN8-like. The record is from RefSeq and is a predicted model, not a curated record. Gene Ontology annotation, biological process: lipid homeostasis. Bases 496 to 1362 code for a protein of 288 amino acids. The transcript has 3 exons. Gene Ontology annotation, cellular component: endoplasmic reticulum; membrane. Lineage: Eukaryota; Metazoa; Chordata; Testudines; Testudinidae.
UUUACUCAGUGCAACACAAAACUUGGCUGCAGCACCAGGGCAGAGUAUGGUGCGACCCCCCUCCUGCUCUGCAAAUUAAGAUCCAAGGAGAGCUGUGAACAACCACAAAGUCCGUCUUGCCAAAGCGGGUUAUUUGGUGCAGUCCACUCCCCGCUCCAGGCAGGGAGCCACGGUUUACGUCAGGCAGAAACAAGGGCAGGAGGAACCGAUAAGCAUCAUUCGCUUUUUGCUGUGGGGUCGCGCUGAGGCGCCAAGCUGUUGCAUGUCAGCUGCAGCUGCUUCUGCAACGGUGGAAUAAGCAGCCCUGAAACUUCAUUAUCUUGCCGAGGGCUGAUCGCUGCUGCAGUUGGUAGCACAGUAGAAGCCGGGCAGAGAAACUGCCGCGCAAGUGAAAUUAACGAGCCGGUGGGUUCUGCUCAGUAGCCUUAAAAUAGACCAACGUGUGGGUGAGAAGCUUCAGACUUCCUCCAACAAUUUUGAAUUAAAGAAGAAGAAAUGAAUCUUGCAAAUGAUGGUGCAAUGUCCAGAGCCAUAUUUGACUGGAACUAUGUUCUGUGGGAAGUUCGUUUGACAUUACUAGCAGCUGGUUUUUUCAUCUACCUGGGAGUAUUUCUUCUAGCUCACUGGCUGUCCUCAUGGAUCAGUGCCAGUUAUCGCACUUUAUCACCACAGCAGAAGGUCUUCUGGAAUAUGGAUAUCACACGUGGCCUGUUUGCAGUUCAGAGUUGUGGAGCUGGCUUGUGGGCCUUGCUUAUAGAUCCAGAUUUUCAAGCUGACCAAGUGUAUUCACAACAAAAGUGGAGUUGGUUUCACUGCUUAACAGCUGCUGGCUUCUUCCUGCUUGAAAAUAUAGUUGUUUAUGUGUCUAUUAUUGUUUUCAGGACAUGUGAUGUGUUCUCAGCGGUUCACCAUUUAUUUGCCUUUGGUGGGCUUCUUGGUCUGAUAUUUAACAUAAAGUCUGGACACUAUCUACCCGUGAUGGGACUGCUACUUGAGAUGAGCACUCCUUCAAUCUGCAUGUACUCGCUUCUUCUAAGGACUGGCAAUGCUCAUACCCUUUUAUGGAAGGCAAAUCAGUGGGUACUGAUCCACAUGCAACACUGCCGCAUGGUCCUCACUUAUCACAUGUGGUGGGUGUGUAUUUCCAAUUGGAAUGAUGUGGUGGAAAAUCUGGGACUUCCGUAUUUUAUUGUCUUUUUCAUGGGGUUAAGUAUACUUACAUUAAUACUUAAUCCAUACUGGACAUACACAUCGACUCGGAUUUUCUUCAGUCCAGUUGACAGGACCUUUCGAAAUAUAGCAGAGAAAAAUGGAUCCUCUGAAAAAUUAAAUAGUGAAGCAUUUCAGAAGAAGAGGAUAUAGUGCUGCAACAGCUGUUAGGGUAACAGUAAGAUAUGGCCAGCAGAAAAUAGUGCGAGUUUACUACCGAGUGCAUGUAGAAUUGCUUACAAGAAGUCUUUGAUUAUAUUGAUCCAUCUGUAGUUUGCUAUCAGUGCACUAUACUCAUGUAUCAAAAGUGUUUUAAAAUUGUUGCUGUCUAUAUUUAAAAUGCACAUACAAUCUUUGUCUGAGUCAGGAUUUGUGCCAGUAGUUUUAGCUUGGAAGCAUAAUGUAAUAAAAUUUCAUUUUGGGGGAAGUGGCAAAUUAAUCAUAGACGUGUAAGGGAGGUGCCAUUUGAUUGUUAAAAUUCUACAGAAUCCUAAUUUUAACGGUGUCACCGUCUGCAGCAAGGGAGGGAGGACUGGCUGCCUCUCUGCCAUCCAGCUCCCAGGUCCAGGUCCUCUAGUUGGUAUAAAUUUUGAGAAUGGAACUUUGACAGAAUUUGGUCAAGUUGGGUAUUAUUGAAAAGUCCGCCUCCCAUGAACACAAUGGUACCAAACAUGACAAGCCCAGAACAAUUAUGUAGAUAUAUAUUUGAGAAAAAAUUGAAAUGUCAACUUUUUAAAUUAUAUUUUAACACAGGGACGCAUUUUGCUUGCAUAAAAAAAAGACACUGAUCUUUGGUAAUCCUAGGGAGGUUAACCUUGACAUAUAAGACUGAAAACAUUUAUUAAUCGAAUCCAUCAUCAGAGUCAUCUUUGUCUAGGCCUCCAGGGCUAGAUACAUUGUCACAUUGAUCCUCAUGCCACAGUCAGACAUCUCUGUAUAAGGCAGAUGUUUGGCUAGACAUUUGCAGAGUAGUGAGCAUCUGGUCUUUGUGUAUAUCCUUUCAAACAGAUCCAAAAAAAAAUUGUCUGAUUGCAGCACUUAUAUGCUGUGUUCUGUGCAUUGACUUUUUCUUUGUGUAUUAAAUUAAUUCUAUUCUUA